UUUCUUUACCUAAUGCCUGCAAAUGUCCCUGGACAUACUGUUCCUUUUAAGCUGUGAAAUAUUUUAGAAAUACCUUUGGUUAAUGCUCUCUGAUCACUUAUUUAUUUAUUUUUUUUUUAAGAUUUGUGUUUCCUAAAUUGUACUGAUGCACAAUGCAGCUGAUGUAUUGGAAUGCUUUAGCCUUAAGAGUGAUGGAAGGAUCAUUGUGGUGGUUCCAUAAUAACUGGGAUUAAAAUUCUUUCUAGGUUGAGCUCUAUAAGAUGCUCGGUUCUCGGCAGUGUCUUGUGAUUCUUCCCUUUCAAUUGAAGGGUUUUUCAUUGAUCUUUUCUGCUUAUUCUCUGCUCGUGCUUGCUGAUUUUCCACAUGCAUCCAGUCUUACUUUUAUUACUCAUGGAUUCCCUCUUGAUGGGAUGGAAAGGAUUAGACUAUACUUCGUAGCAGAAAACCUUGUGCCUUAUUCCUUUUAUGGGACUGGUAAAAUAGUAAGAGUUUGACCUUAUUGGAGUCCCAGAAAAUUUCAGGAACAAAUAAUCAUCAGGAUAUCAGAAUGCAAUCCUAAUUGGCACCUCAACAAACAAUAGUUUAUUCAUUUCUUCAAAACCGUUCAGCUGCCCCCAUAUAUACAAACCUGUCUUGGAGACCAAUAAUUGAGCGGUUGAGAUUCAUGCAUGGAUACAAAUAAAAAGGGCUAUGGAGGUUUCAGUCCUGCAGGUGCAUCACUAGGACAGCAGUACGGUGGAUCUACUCUUCCACUAGAGUGAGGGAAGGGGUUCUAAUCGACCAUGAUACAAACAUGAAAACUGAGUAGGAAGAAAGACAACAUACAUGAAAAAGGAGUCAAAGAAAGCAAACACUGAAAAUGGCUUGGCAUAGACUAGUUAAUAUGGAGACAACCCAGUACAUGAAUUGCCUUUUUCUUCCCUUUCUGUUGUAGAUUUUGUCUUUGAAUCGACAGCCAGUUUAAGCCAAGGAAGGAACGCUAGAAGUAAGAAAACCGGAAGAAAGGCUUGGCCUCCCCUUAGCCUCGAUGACUUGCCUGUUUCCCCUUCACACCCCUAUCAGAAGAGGUAGAAGGCACCCGCAUCCCCAUGUGGAGAAAUUGCCAGCAUUAUCACCAUCUUCUUCUUCUUUUUCCUCCACAUCUCUCCGGAUGUCACAAUGCUUCAGAACUUCAAUUAGAAACAGGUGAGGAGGACAGUGACAGUGUUGUUUGUUUCCUCCUAUUUUCUCAAGUAUAUAAGGGCCUUCCAGCUUCCCCAACACAUAGUUUUCAAAGAAAAAGAAAAACAGAUCAACAGAGAGGAUCACAUUUGGAAUGGUCCCCAUAUUCCAUUAUUCUCAUAUUGGGUCGUGUUUAUCUCCACUAAGAAUAUUUUUAUUCGUCUGCUUUACAUAAAUUACUCUGAUCUCUACAUCAUUGCUAUUUUUUUAAACUUGCGUUUUUUCCUUCUUUUGGAAGAGUGGAGGAGGGCCUAGUCAUUCCCUGUGAAAAAAACAAAGCUAAAGAAAAAACGAAUGAAAAAAAGUGAUAACAGGUGGAGGGUGCCUUGUCUAAAGAAGUAAAUGGAAGGAUAAAGAAUGGAAAGGCAGUUAUACAACAAAAUAGGGGCAUUUUUAAGUGAGAAUAUUUAAGCAGAUAAGCCUUUCUUUUUAAGGAGUAGAAUCACUUUGCACCGUCCAUUCUCAGUCUCUUACCCCAUUCAAAUACUUGAGAGAAUCCAUGUAUUUAAAGGCGCUGAUCCACUUGAGGUGCUAAAUGCAGAAUGAUGGCUCUUUCUAUCAAUAAUAUAUGUGUAUCGAUAAGUGAUAAAGAACAAACAGACUCUGGACAUCCUUGGAAUAACUUAUCCCAUAUUUCCAUUAUAAUAAUUUUCUGCUCUUGGCAAAUUCAGAGCUGAAGACCAUCCAUCUUCCAUCUAAUGGUGGAUUACCAGUGGGCCUGAAGAUUUUUUCUGAUCUAUGAAGCUGCAGGCCCAGAAAAUACAGAAAUGUGGGAAAGUUAAUUAUAGAUUCAUGGGAACAUAGAUCUAAUUGGUAUGGAGUAGAGUGGAGAUGAUGGCAAAUAUGCAAUGCCAAUUGCCAAGAAGGUUAGCGAUUUUUGUGUGUUUGGGCAUGCAAAAGCAUAUAUAGAUGGAGGAGAAAGGAAGAAAGAGGAGAUAUUGGUAUGACAGAAGAUGAGAAAAGAGGAUGGGAGUGAUGGUAAUACUAUAGUCAACACAAGUGAGGCGAUUAAUGCGAUAAGGCAAUGCAAAAGCCUCAAACAACUCCACCAGGUUCAUGCUCAUACCAUCACCACUGGCCUUUCACGGGGUUUACACCAUUCUUCUCUGCUCCUAACCAACAUCCUCACUGCCUUCACCGCUCUUCUCCCCACCACCAACGCCUCUCCAACUACUCCAGCAGCUCUUACAGGCUAUGCCCUUUCAGUCUUCAAUCGCAUCCCAAACCCAUCAACCUUUGGCUACAACACCAUGAUUCGAGCUCACACCCUCCUCUCCUCCCCUCUCGCUGCACUUGUCAUUUUUGUCCGCAUGCGCCGCCUCUCUGUCCCACCGGACACUCACACCUUUCCCUUCUGCCUCAAAGCUUGCUCCCUUCUCCCUGCGCUCUCCCUCGCGCAAACGCUUCAUUCCCAAGCCUUCAAGUUUGGAUUUGGGGCCGAUUUAUUCGUCUGCAACACCCUUAUUCAUGUCUACUCUGUCAAUAAGCAUCUGCAUCAUGCAUGCCAAGUGUUUAACGAGACUUCCCUGAAAGAUGUCGUCUCAUAUAAUGCAUUGAUUGGUGGCUUUAUUAAGGUUGGCGACACUGACCGUGCACGUCGGCUCUUUGAUGAAAUGCCCAUCCGAGAUGCCGUGUCCUGGGGCACCCUCUUAGCUGGAUAUGCCCAGAGUGGGGACCUCUGCAUGGACGCAAUUCAACUCUUCAAUAGAAUGCUCAUUUCUACCGUGCGUCCUGAUAACAUUGCACUGGUUUCUGCUCUCUCUGCUUGUGCACAGCUUGGGGAGUUAGAACAAGGCAAGUCUAUACAUGUCUACAUUAAGCAGAAUAGAAUCCCAAUCAAUGCCUUCUUGUCCACAGGCUUGGUGGACUUGUAUGCAAAGUGUGGAUGUAUUGAAACUGCUAGGGAGAUAUUCGAGUCAAGCCCGGACAAGAAUUUGUUCACAUGGAAUGCCUUGCUGGUCGGGCUUGGCAUGCAUGGGCGUGGCCAUCUAUCACUGCAUUACUUCUCCAGAAUGAUAGAGGCUGGAAUCAAACCAGACGGUGUGAGCUUCUUGGGAAUUCUUGUGGGGUGCGGCCAUGCAGGUCUAGUCUGUGAAGCCCGAAAAUUUUUUCAGGAGAUGGAAGUUGUCUAUAGAGUCCCUAGGGAGCUCAAGCAUUAUGGUUGCAUGGCGGACUUGCUUGGGCGGGCUGGUUUGAUCAGAGAGGCAAUGGAGAUGAUUGAGCGCAUGCCAAUGGGGGGAGAUGUGUUUGUGUGGGGUGGUGUGCUUGGCGGAUGUAGGAUACAUGGGAAUGUUGAGAUUGCAGAGAAAGCAGCUGAGAAUGUGAUGGCUUUAAACCCUGAAGAUGAUGGAGUCUACUCGAUCAUGGCUGACAUCUAUGCCAACGCAGGCCGAUGGGAGGAUGUUGCAAGGAUAAGGAGGUUGAUGCAUAGCAGACAGGUCAAGAAGAACCCCGGUUGUAGUUUGGUUCAAUUGAACUAAAGGCGUUUUCCUUGGUUUUGUUGCAGGGAGUGCAUCCUCUUCUUACAUCCUUAAUGGGAUGGAGAGGGAAAAAGGAAUAUCAAUUUCAAGCAUCAUGGCAUGUAACGCAAGUAUAUAUGGUUCUGCACUUCUGUUGUUUUAUCGUUUAGUAUAUGCUUUAACUUCAUAUAUGUUUACUUUAAGAAAAACCAUGUUUGGUGGGUAAAAAGAAAUUGAGAAAAAUAAAGAAAUUAAAACAAUUUUGCGUUCUGCCGAACUUGAAAUGUUAAUAAAUAGAGAACGGGAUCCCACCCUAAUGCAAUUUAGCAACGACGGUCCCACUGAAAUUUGAUUGGAUAAGAUACACUCCCUAUGGCUCCUUUCAGAAUGUUCUAGCUGCUGGCGUCUGGAGCUCGCCCGAUCCAUUACCCGUAACCAGAGGCAGUUUUAAUAAUAAUAUUGUGAAGACAUGACGUGCUGCUUCAAGAGGCUUCCACGAGGAGGUUAUCUUAUGAAUCCAUGACAAGUGUCCUUCAGCUGUUCCUGACGUGGCUCCAGAAGCCUCCUUUCCGGUUAUAUAUAUAGCAGGGAACCGAAAGGUUGCUUUAACAUAGGCUUGGAAUCGCUUCGCUUCAAAGUCUGAUAUUGAUUUGCCGAAUUGCCGUGUUAAGUUAUCACUCUCUCUGUAUUGCAAGAUGAUGGGUUUCAGCGCUACUAGGGGUAACUUGAGAUCCAUGGUGAACCGCUUAAGAGGAAGCCAUUACACGUUCGCCACAUCAACCUCGCCAAAGAUGAGGGCCUAUGCUCCCACUGCCGACUUCGGCAACGUCCAACACAGUGAGCUAAGGGGAAUGAAAGGGGAUUUUGUACCUGUAUACGUGGCGAUGGGGAUGAUAGCGAUGUCAGUGACGCUUGGGCUUUGCACGGCGAUGCACGAGCUGAUGUAUUGCCCGGCGGUGCACUUAAGGAAGAGCAGGAGGGAGACUCUGCCGGAGGUGGAGGACCCUGAUACUGUAGUUGAUGAGGGUGACAAGUUCGUCAAAAAAUCCUUGCUUAGAAAGGUGGCCCACGUCCAGAAGCUUGAACUUGUCCCUCAUCCCAUCGAAGAAGACCCUCUCGCACGGCCGCCGCGCGCAGUGACACUCAAGUCAGUGGGCAUAGAUCCAAAAAGCCACUAAGUGCUCCUGGAGCAGGGGAGUAUUCAUUUUGGCUUGUAAUACAAUGUAUGGCUCCUCAUGACAACAUAUGACAUGAGGAUUCGUCUGCGUCUGUAAACUACUGUGAUUAUAUCGGUAAAAAUAAGAGUGUUGCUUCUGUGCAUA
Molecule: messenger RNA, 5002 nt
Organism: Vitis riparia (riverbank grape)
Lineage: Eukaryota; Viridiplantae; Streptophyta; Magnoliopsida; Vitales; Vitaceae
Product: pentatricopeptide repeat-containing protein At5g61800
Exons: 4
Coding region: 2175-3701 (508 amino acids)
Biological process (GO): RNA modification
Molecular function (GO): RNA binding; protein binding
Source: RefSeq, a predicted model, not a curated record